GCAUCAAAAGAAAAUCACACGAUCGAUCAGAUAGCCCACUUGUGAGCUUCUGUGACUCUCACGACUAUAAAUGUUGCUUGUCUCUUAACCUUUGUUUCAGUAAGGCAAGGCAUGGCUUUAUGACCAUGAAAGAGGAGAAAGUGUUUUAUCAUAUCAGGCACCCAUGUCCUGUGCUAUAUGAUCAUGUCUACCCUGCAGAAGAAGUUUCAUACUUCCCAGCACCUGCCAUGAGAGAAGAGUACCAUGGCGGCUGGCCCACCAAGACUGUCACCGUAAGGCCUCUUCCUCCUCCUCAACAGGUACAAUAUUAUCCAUACCCCAACAUGGAUCAAAAUCAUGUUCCUCCUCCUCAUCAUCAGAUCAGAAGGCCUGUAAAGACGGUGGAAGUUCCAGCUCAGAAGCCUCAUCAGAUAAAGGACGUCUAUCUUAGUAGCACUGAGGCAGCAGAGAUCUACGGGGGAGUGUUAAUUACUGAACAUGAAGAGCUAGCAAAGCUUGGAAGGGAGGCUUUUGCCAUGCUAGACAAGUUCCAUGGCCGGCCAGGCAAGAGGCCUCCAUUUUCUCAAGACCAACCAGCUCGUGCAGGGAGACACCCAACUCCUCUUAAGAAUGAUCAGGCUGUUCUUAAUAGCAAGGAUGCAGCCCUGCUAUUUCGCUGGAUAGAGAUAGAGUAACCCCAAGAUUCGCCGCUAAUUAUUACCAACUUAGUUUGGUAUAAGUAAUUAGUUAACUAAUGAAGCUCUCUGUAAUAUAGUAUAUGUAUGUAUAUCAGAUGUAGAAAUGGUUUGGAUAGCUUAUUUUCUGCACCUAAAUGUAUAUGUGUCAGCUUGUAAUUAUAUGUACAAAUCACUUCUCAUGUUAUAUAAAAUAUAUUUAAAGCUAGCC
Molecule: messenger RNA, 885 nt
Organism: Prunus persica (peach)
Lineage: Eukaryota; Viridiplantae; Streptophyta; Magnoliopsida; Rosales; Rosaceae
Exons: 2
Coding region: 120-674 (184 amino acids)
Source: RefSeq, a predicted model, not a curated record